AUGAAUGAAUAUAAUCAAUCUUCAAACAUUGAUAAUUUUAACAACAGUAAUGAUAUUAACAAUUCGAUAAACAAUAAUCUUAUUAGCAAUUCAUCAACAUCUAAUUCAAAUAAUCAUGAAGUUUUACAACCAAAUUCAAGAUUAACAAAUUUUUUUAAAAAUAAUUAUAAUAAUAAUGAUAAUGAUAAUAGUAAUGAAAUUAAUAAUUCUAAUAAUACAAAUGAUUUAAAUUCAACUAUUCCAAAUAAAAAUGUUAAAAUUAAAUUAACAAAUAAACAUACUAAAUCAAAGAUUCAUCAAAAUAAAAAAAAGAGAAAUAUUACUUCUAGAGCUUGUGAUGCUUGUGCAAUAAGAAAAGUUAAAUGUGAUCCAAAUACACCAUGUGGUCAUUGUUUAUCAAAUAAUUUAAUAUGUACUAGAAUUAGAAUUAGAAAAAAAUCAGGUCCAAAAACUUUAACUAAUAAAACUUUGGAAUCAAUUAAUAAUUUGAGUGAAGUUAUUGAAAUAAAUUCGAAUAAAAAUCAAAAUCAACAAUUACAAGUACCACAACAUGAUAAUAAAUCAAGACCUGAAAUACAUUCGAAAGCUUCAUCAUCAUCUGCAACUAAUCAAUUUUCAAAAAGUCCUAGUUUUAUUGAAGAUGAAAUGCUAACUAGUGCUCAUUCAUUGACUCCUCCAAUUAGCAAUAGAUCAUCCAUAGCUCAAUCAUUAACUCCAAAUGAGCAAGCACUAAAUCAACAGCAACAGCAACAACAAAAUCAGCAACAGUCAACAAUCUCAACUGACGUACCGAUAAACUCAUAUCAAGAAACCAUAAAUUCAUCAACAUCAGCAAUAACUACAGAAGAUUAUCUAGUCACACCAUAUCAUUUAAUUGAAAAUUUACGACUAAUAGGAGAUGAACCAGCAAUUUAUGAAUUAAUUAAACCGCUAAUUAUAAAUACGGUCUUAACAAAUUAUUCAAAAUUAAUACAAUUUUUGGAAUCCAACUACCCAAAUAAUUCAAAUUCAACACACAAUCCACACUUAAGUGAAAUUAAUUUAAUAAAUCAUCACGAAGAUUCACUAUAUUUAUCUAAUUUGCUAAUAAUUUUAACUUUGAAUCAAAUUAUUGCAGAAUUUUUAAUAAAGUUUAAAAAGACUAAAUUUAAACAUCUUACUCAUUAUUCCAAAAAAAAAUUAAUGUUUAAUCCAUUUAAAAAUUUUAAAAAUCUUUGUCAUUUUAAAGUAUUGGAAAUAUUAACAUUAAUUGAAAAAAAUUUAAUAGUACCACCAAUCAUACCUAAAAUUAGAGCUGAUAAAACCACUCAGAAAAAUGAGCUGAAUCAACUGACUGUUUUUUUCAAUUUAUCUCAAGUUAAUUUUUAUUUAGCAAGUUAUUAUAAUAUACUUAACCUUACAAAUACUUUAAAUUCCACUAAUGAAUCAAAUAAUUCCUAUGGUAAUGAAGCUCAAGAAAAUCAAAAAAUCAUAUAUAUGAAUAAAGCUAUAACUUUUUUCCAAUUAAUCAGCAUUAAAGAAAGAGAUGACAUUAAACCUGUUAAAGAAUUAUAUGAAUUAAUAUUUACGUUUGAAAGAUAUUUUUUAGUUUUUAGUAGCUUUACUUACGGGUUCAACAUUUUCAAGAACAACAACAUAUUAUUAAAGUUGAGAGAUAAAAAGUUUGAAUCAGAAAAUAAAACAACACUAUUCCAAUUAAUGAAUUUUUGUGAUGACAUGGGUUUAAUGGAUGAUAUUUGUAAACAUUCAAGUUUUAAUGCGUUAUUAAAUUUUAAUAAAAUAAAAUCAAUUUAUUAUGACAUCAAAUCAAAGUUAUUGAAUUUAUCAAGACCUAAAGAAGAUGAAUAUAUUGAAAAAAUUUUAAUUCAAGUUAUUCUAUUUAAGAUUUUAAUUAUAAAACCUUUAAAUUUUGAAAACUGUAAAAAGGAAAUAUUUGAAAUAAUGAAUCAAAUAAGUUUCAAUUUAGAAAAAGCCGAUAAUGAUAUUUUUAAAGUUAAAAUAUCAAAUUAUCAAAUUUUACAACCAUUAUUACAUAUUUUAAAAAUCUUUUUAGAAUUGAAACAAGUUGAAGUUAAAUUAAAUUCUCCAAUUAAUUUACAAGAUCAAAAUCUUUUAGUUAGAUAUAGUGAAUUGUUAAUUAUUCAUUUACCUUUUUUCAAUAAUAUUAAUAAAUUAAUUAGAGCUCAUAAAAUUUUAAACAAUUGGUUUUUAAUGUUGAGUGAGAUAAAAAAAGAUGAAUCUGAGAUUGAUCAACAACAAUUCCAAGAACAAGAACAACUAAAAGAUCAACAAACACAGGUACGCUUGUUACAAGAACAACCAAAUCAGGCUUCGCAACAGCAACAGCAAGAAACACAUCAGUAUAAUCCUCUUCAAUCUCAACAAAUACCACAAACUCCUAUAACAGACGGUAUACCUUUACAUACAGGUAUAACACCACAAUCUCAAACUCAAUUACAAUCACUAAAUCAAUUAUCAUUUACGAAUUUAAGUCAUAUACAACUGCAACAAAGAAUUGCAUCACAAAUUGAUAUAAAUGAGUUAUUAAGAAAUUUCAAUAGUUCCUCAAAUCAAAAUUUACAUCAAAUAUUAGUUAAUCCAAUUUCAGCAACACAAUAUAAAGCAGAUGAUGAAGAAGAUGAUGAAAAAAUUGGAAAUAAAAAUCAAGAAAAAUUAGAAGUUGAUGAUGAUGAUAAUGAAGAUGAAGAAGAUGAAGCAAAUGAUUUUUUCAGUAUAAAACCAAAAAAUGAACAUGGUCAUAAAUUUAUUACUUCAGAUCAAAAACAACAACAACAACGACAACAACAAAAUUUCCAAUUACCAAUGAACAUAUCAACAUCAAUAAGUCAACAAUUCCCACAAACUCAAUCGAUUAUAAAUUUAAAUAACUUAAGUAAUUCAAGUACAAAAUCGUUUUUAAGUUUAUUAAAUGCUGCAAAUUAUAUUGAGGAUGAAGCUAAUUUCAAUUUAAUGAAUUCUACUGGAGGUAAUAAUUCAAAUAAUAAUUUAUCUGGGGAUAAUAAUGGUAGUAAUAACAACAAAUCUUUAAUUGGAGAUUCUAGUUUUUUUAAUUUAAAUAAUUUGGGAUAA
Molecule: messenger RNA, 3090 nt
Organism: Lodderomyces jiufengensis
Lineage: Eukaryota; Fungi; Ascomycota; Pichiomycetes; Serinales; Debaryomycetaceae
Product: Zn(II)2Cys6 transcription factor domain-containing protein
Exons: 1
Coding region: 1-3090 (1029 amino acids)
Biological process (GO): regulation of DNA-templated transcription
Molecular function (GO): DNA-binding transcription factor activity, RNA polymerase II-specific; zinc ion binding
Source: RefSeq, a predicted model, not a curated record